AUGGCUCGGAAGAAUGAUUCCAUCCUUCCCCACCUGCAUCGAAAGAUGAUUUCGUAUGACAGCCCAAGAGAAAAGCGGCUUGAGGCUUUGCCCUGCAUGAAGGAUGCUCACCAUAUCAUCAUUUACAUUGACGCCUAUGCAGUAAUGGCAGAAUUGAGUAAUAUCGUAAUUGCAAUUGCGGCGGUAUUAGUGGUAACUUUAAGCCUGAGGCAUAAGUCCGAAAAGCGGAUUUACCACAGUGUUCCAUCGGAUCGCUUCAUCCUUGAAAAGGACUGCAUCAUUCAGCAUUUGGCGGGGCAAUCAGAAGCCUAG
Sclerotinia sclerotiorum 1980 UF-70 is the source of this 312-nucleotide messenger RNA. RefSeq lists its product with no specific name. Bases 1 to 312 code for a protein of 103 amino acids. The transcript has 3 exons. The record is from RefSeq and is a predicted model, not a curated record. NCBI's taxonomy places the organism in Eukaryota, Fungi, Ascomycota, Leotiomycetes, Helotiales, Sclerotiniaceae.